Molecule: messenger RNA, 543 nt
Organism: Physella acuta
Lineage: Eukaryota; Metazoa; Mollusca; Gastropoda; Physidae
Product: annexin A7-like
Source: RefSeq, a predicted model, not a curated record
AUGAAUAAAACAGAAAAAGUGAAACCAUCAACAGAGGGGACACCACCCAAAAAGGUGAAACCAUCAACAGAGGGGACACCACCCAAAAAGGUGAAACCAUCAACAGAGGGGACACCACCCAAAAAGGUGAAACCAUCAACAGAGGGGACACCACCCAAAAAGGUGAAACCAUCAACAGAGGGGACACCACCCAAAAAGGUGAAACCAUCAACAGAGGGGACACCACCCAAAAAGGUGAAACCAUCAACAGAGGGGACACCACCCAAAAAGGUGAAACCAUCAACAGAGGGGACACCACCCAAAAAGGUGAAACCAUCAACAGAGGGGACACCACCCAAAAAGGUGAAACCAUCAACAGAGGGGACACCACCCAAAAAGGUGAAACCAUCAACAGAGGGGACACCACCCAAAAAGGUCAAACCAUCACCUGCAAGGGGAACCACUAUAUUCAGCGUUAAAACUUCAACAGGUGCAACCGUCAGUGCCCUGUAUAUUGACAACCCAAAGCGUCCCGGGCUCCCCUGCGAGCACUUAGGCGGCUAA